Molecule: messenger RNA, 918 nt
Organism: Schizophyllum commune H4-8
Lineage: Eukaryota; Fungi; Basidiomycota; Agaricomycetes; Agaricales; Schizophyllaceae
Exons: 2
Coding region: 323-913 (196 amino acids)
Source: RefSeq, a predicted model, not a curated record
GAACCAUUUGGAGGCAAUCCCGAGCUUCUCUAGCUGCCGGGGAGUGGUCGGAACCUUCAGAGGUUCUGGGAGGCAGCACCACGUGCGGCCCCACCAAAGCUCAAAUCUCGCGUGCUCCACCACCGCGGUUGUCUCUAACGAUCUUUCGCCUGCUGUAAGCGACGAGAAAGUACGAUUUGGUGGCGACGGUCAAGUGGAAGCGCGACGGCCAACUCGUUGGCGCUUGCAGGUGACGGCAGUUCACCUCGUUUGCAACGGUCAUCACCCAAGGGCCCCUCGCUUUACGACUGCAGAUAGGUCCUCUACCUAGCCUUAGUUCAACAUGUCUCUCCGCGUCUCCUCUCUUGAGCCUCUCCUGCCUCGCCUAUCCCUUCGAAUGCGUAUCGCCGUCUUUAGCUCCUUCACCCUCGACCUGAUCUUCUCGGUGGGCUAUAUCAUUCACGAAAACGCCAUAGGCAGGGACCCCCUUGACUGGGUCAUGAACGUGACCGAGCGUACUCCCACCUUCAUCGUUGCCACAAUCUCCCUCUUCUUCCACCUAGUCAUCCUCAUGGCGGAAACAAUCAGGAAUGGUCGACGCGCCUACCGCGCGAAGCAUCACCUCGACGCAUUGGAGGAGCGAGCGGAGCAGCUACUCGGGCAGCCUACAGACCCGCGCAUUACCUCCUCGGCGUACUCGAGCAUACCUGCGAUAGCGCUCGCUUGGCUCGUUUGCGCAGCGUGGCUCGCGCCCAUCGGCAUAUAUGGCUAUCAACUGGUCUCAGAAGGGGGUUUCUCAGGUGGGCAGCCGCCGGUCUGGAUGGCCGUCAUUGCGCUGGUCAUGCAAGUUGGCGCGCUGGCUGCGCUGGUGUGCACGGCCAUGUUUGCGAUGCACGAGCGCAGAUUCGGUGCGCGAGCUAUUCAUCUGCCAUGAUAUCG